AUGUUCCCGCGGCCGAUCACUUCCAUCCAUGGCCGUAGCCACAUUGCCACAGUAGCUACAGGAGCUGGGGCUGCAGCGCCAACUUGUGUCAGCACCACUUUUUCAUGCGACCAACCGAUUUGCCCCUCUGGACUGGAAGGUGGCAUCGGCGUGGCUACCGCAGGUUCACGACCUACCUUGCCCGCAAAUAGUGCUACCGCAGCCACGAAUCAACAGCUCUCGAUGCGAACAGUACCUCCCGCUUCUGCUGCCGGUCUUUCCGUACAUAACUCGGCACUAUCUAAUCUGACAGUGACAGCGUCGCACUCAUCUGAGCCUCAUUCGCGGCCAGCUCCAACAACACAGAAAUCCAGUCUUGGCUGUCCGUCACCUCGCCAGCAAAACUUCUCUGAGGCUUCGAGUGCUGCGUCAGAUUGA
This is a messenger RNA of Protopolystoma xenopodis, 417 nucleotides long. The record is from the annotation of a GenBank genome assembly. Lineage: Eukaryota; Metazoa; Platyhelminthes; Monogenea; Polystomatidea; Polystomatidae.